Molecule: messenger RNA, 1250 nt
Organism: Wallemia mellicola CBS 633.66
Lineage: Eukaryota; Fungi; Basidiomycota; Wallemiomycetes; Wallemiales; Wallemiaceae
Product: autophagy protein 6
Exons: 4
Coding region: 199-1236 (345 amino acids)
Biological process (GO): late endosome to vacuole transport; autophagy; autophagosome assembly
Cellular component (GO): phagophore assembly site; phosphatidylinositol 3-kinase complex, class III, type II; phosphatidylinositol 3-kinase complex, class III, type I
Source: RefSeq, a predicted model, not a curated record
CCGAUAAAGUUUGACGAUAGCUUGAAAGCAGUCGGGAGUACGAGCGUUAACAUACUACAGAGUUCGCUCAAUAGUAAUAGGGUCAAUAUACCAGAUAUCACGCAGAAUAACUCUGGUACUGGAACACCAAAUAGCAGAAGGGUCAUUAGAAAGCCAACGAAUUUGGGUGAUAGCUAUAUAGAUAUAAAGGAGGAUGAUAUGCAUGAAAGCGAAUCACCAGCUGUUAUACGGAUGAAACUAUUUGCAAUAUUGACCACAAAAUCUGACAUCAGUCAUCCACUUUGUAUCGACUGCGCUAAUACAGCAUUGGAUUUGUUAACUGAUGAGUUUGACGAUCUUAAGCGAGAGCGCGAUGCGUAUAUUUCUUUUGAUAGCGUAGCAACGUCUAUCAAAGAUCAAUUUGAGAGUCAAGCAGAUGAUGACGAGACGAUUAGAUUGAUAGAGAGGCUUGAAAAAGAAACAACAGAGAAGAAGAGCAAGUUAGAUGAGCUCGAGAAGGAGAAAUUGAACCUCGAGCGUGAAAUGCGUGAGCUUGAUGCGGAGGAAGAAGAACUUCAGGGUGAGGAAACGGCUUAUCUGCGGCAGCGUUCGACACGCUUGCUCGACGACCAGGAGAGCAUACAAGACCAGAUAUCUGAGCAACACAGUCUCAAUGAAGCCCAGGCAGAGCUUGCUAGACUGGAGCGGACCAACGUCUGGGCCGACGUCUUCACAAUAUCCUCAGAUAGUGGGAUUGGCACAAUUGCAGGUCUACGUCUUGGAAGGAUCAACCAGAAUGUUGAAUGGAGCGAAAUAAACGCUGCCUGGGGACAUCUAGCCCUCCUACUCUACUCUGUCGCCAAUAAACUUAACUUUGAGUUCAUGAAUGCGCGUAUUAUACCAUUAGGAUCAUUUUCGAAGAUUGAGAAAGCAACAUUGACGCAGAAUGUGCUGAAAUGGGAGACUCUCGAAUUAUACCACCCCGGAAGCGCAUUAUCGAUGCUGCAUACACGUAGAUUCGAUCAGGCGAUGAUAACGUUCCUUGACAUGCUAAAGCAGCUGCUAGACUGGAUAAGCGCCCGAGAUAUGACCGUGAAGUGGCCUUAUAAGAUCACGAAAGAGCGAAUUGGCGAUAACAGUAUUCGGCUUCCAGGACAAUUCACCGGCGACAAGACGGCAGACGAGGAGUGGACGAGAGCACUCCGCGGUCUACUGGGAACAUCUAAAGUGCUUGUACAAUGGACAACAUCCGAAUAAAAAUAGUUUUUAAA